Anisakis simplex (herring worm) is the source of this 249-nucleotide messenger RNA. NCBI's taxonomy places the organism in Eukaryota, Metazoa, Nematoda, Chromadorea, Rhabditida, Anisakidae. The record is from the annotation of a GenBank genome assembly.
AUGGGUUCGGAUCCGGCCUGGGUCGGGAAGACCUAUCCAACGUUCCUGCACAGCAAAGGCAAGAGGACGUACGGACCGUUCGUUGUGGAGAUAUUGAAUUAUCACCAAUACCCCUCAAUGACCUCUCAUAUGGUAAAGGUCAUGAAAAAGUUACGCUACGACGUGCCCCUAAUUAGAACUGAGCCCAAACCGGGUAAGGGACUCAGUAAUAAGCUAGUGAGUUGUUAUACAGCAUGGUCUAUUUCUUAG